AUGUCGGACCGGCUGCACUAUAAGAAACCUUUGGCAUUCAAUGAAUACGUGGAAAGUAUGCCUGAAGACUUCCGUAGAGCGCCGUUCGACAGAGUUUUGGACAGGGAUUGGGAUGGAGCGAGAAAGCCUUGGUACGACUUCGCGCAGACGGCGCACGUAAACGAUUUUAUGGACUAA
Molecule: messenger RNA, 177 nt
Organism: Guyanagaster necrorhizus
Lineage: Eukaryota; Fungi; Basidiomycota; Agaricomycetes; Agaricales; Physalacriaceae
Exons: 2
Coding region: 1-177 (58 amino acids)
Source: RefSeq, a predicted model, not a curated record